UCAGUCACCGUCAUUAAGUAACCUGACAACAGAGGGCGUUAGUAGACAGAAGGAUAAUAGCCAUUCGUCAAAUACAUCCAAGUUUUUGCGAGAGAUGCAGACACAUAGUAAACAUCACAUGGGCGAGAAAGUUGCUCAGGUACUGUCCUUGGGAGCAGACGUUCUACCAGAGCACAAGCUUCAGAAGCCCAGAGUCAAUAAAUGGACUAUCCUCCACUAUUCUCCUUUUAAGGCCUUUUGGGACUGGAUAAUUCUUCUAUUAGUCAUCUACACCGCCAUAUUUACCCCUUACGUCGCUGCUUUCUUGCUGAACGAAGAUAGAACCAAGCGUAACAAGAAGUAUGGCGACGACCCCAUUGUCAUCAUCGAUCUUCUAGUCGACGUCAUGUUUAUCAUUGACAUACUCAUCAACUUUCGCACCACGUACAUCAACUCAAAUGAAGAAGUGGUCAGUCAUCCAGGUCGGAUUGCUGUCCACUAUCUUCGAGGCUGGUUUAUUAUUGACAUUGUGGCGGCUAUCCCUUUUGACUUGCUGCUUUUUGGAUCGGAGACAGACGAGACCACAACUUUGAUUGGUCUGUUGAAAACUGCUCGACUACUACGAUUGGUGAGGGUGGCGAGAAAAAUCGACCGCUACUCAGAAUAUGGAGCUGCUGUGCUGCUUCUGCUCAUGGCUACCUUCGCGCUAAUUGCUCAUUGGCUCGCCUGCAUCUGGUACGCCAUCGGCAACGCCGAGCGCCCUCUUCUGAACCCCAAGAUAGGCUGGUUGGACCACCUGGCAAAUGCAACUCACCAGUUCUAUAACAACUCCAAAGGAGGUCCUAGCAUCAAAGCCAAAUAUGUGACAGCGUUGUACUUCACCUUUAGUAGUCUGACUAGUGUGGGCUUUGGCAACGUCUCUCCAAACACGAACAUGGAAAAGAUCUUCUCCAUCCUCAUCAUGCUUAUAGGAUCUCUAAUGUAUGCCAGUAUUUUUGGAAACGUAUCUGCCAUCAUCCAAAGGUUGUACUCUGGGACAGCUCGGUAUCACACUCAGUUACUGCGGGUGAAGGAGUUCAUUCGGUUCCAUCAGAUCCCAAACCCGCUCAGACAAAGGCUGGAGGAAUACUUCCAGCACGCCUGGACUUACACCAACGGUAUCGACAUGAACAUGGUACUGAAGGGGUUUCCGGAAUGUCUUCAAGCUGAUAUAUGUCUUCACUUGAAUAGACAACUUUUGGAAAAUACUACGCCAUUUAAAGAUGCAAGUCCCGGAUGUUUGCGUGCUUUGUCCAUGAAGUUCAAAACGACUCAUGCACCACCUGGCGACACGCUUGUGCAUAGAGGAGAUGUUCUCACAGCUCUCUACUUCAUUGCCCGGGGAACGAUCGAAAUUUUAAAAGAUGACAUAGUAAUGGCAAUAUUAAGUAAAGGUGAUGUAUUUGGAGAAAAUCCGUGUUUGUAUCAAACAGUAGGCAAGUCUAGCUGCAAUGUUCGUGCCUUGACUUAUUGUGACCUUCACAAAGUCCUCCGAGAAGAUAUUCUGGACGUUCUGGAGCUUUAUCCAGAGUUCCAUGAUUCCUUCAACACAAACAUGGAGAUUACGUUUAAUCUCCGAGAUGCAGACCAAGCUGCAGUUGACCCAGAAAUUUUCCGGGGAAAGUUCGCUUAUGGCCAAGUAAUUUCACCUGAUGAAGUGGAAGACCCCCGUCUUGUGGCAUAUCAGUAUCCUCGACCCAGACGGCGGAAAAUAUCAUCAAAGCACAUGUCUUCGGAUGGAAUCAUGGAAUUGACUGAUGAGGAAAAUGAUAGAGAUUUUAGCGGGACGGGUAUCUUAGAGUUUUCACCAGGUAAAGCAGGUCAGGAUAUAACUCCCGUGAACCUAGAAUUCGGUGAUCGGUCCGAUAGUCAACACGGUACCAUUCAUUCUAUUGCUGGUGCUAUGUCUAGCCUAACAAACCUCACUAGUAUGGUUUUUGGGGGAACUCUUGGAGUGGCCACUGACCGGUCUUAUUCACAGAGUUCUGUUACAAAAAUGGAAGAAGGAGCAAAACACGACACUCCAAGUAUUCAGACAGGGUCCAGACCCACUUCCGUCUAUGCAAAUGACAAAGAUAAGAUUCCAUUAAAUGAUACAGUUGAACCAAUUUCCAGGAUUGCAUCCGUGUCUUCCAUCAAAAAUUCGUUCUCAGUGCCACUAGAUGAAGUUCCCCAACCUUCUGUUCCAACCAGUGCUACUGCUUUACUCUCCUCUGAUGAGCAGUCCAUAAUGCAAAGAUGCAGGUCUGGACCCGGCCGCCUUGCUUCGAAUGACACUAGUGCCGCCACGCGGGCGACUAGUAGUGUUCCAGAGAUGAGCUCCAGUUUAACCAUUCCUAUGUCAUACUCGAGUCCAUUUUGUCGGCCAUCCCCUGGUGACGACAUUUCUACACCAUAUCUAACUCAUCCGGGUCAGUCAGACGUAACUACACUGGAAGCGAGAAUAGACGCUCUAAGUAGGCAAGUUCAAAAUCUAGAAGCUCGCGUCACCACGGAUUUACAUAUAAUAAUGCAACAUUUGUCACAGCUCGUCGAACUUUCUACUGUUUCUUCCGCCGUGUUACCAACAGAUGGCGACACUGCUACUCGGUCUGCUACAGAAAUGGCACUUCCUCAGUCGUUACCUAGACCAAGUUCUCUUCAAAGUCGACUUGCUUUAGAUCGGGUAAAAAGUAGACCUUUUAGAAAAGCUGUCAGUUUACAGUGUACCCCUUCACCUUCGGAGGACCACAAAGUUAAGCUUUCGUCACGAAGCCUGGACUUAAGCAGGUCUUUAGAAGAGCCUUUGCUUGAAGACGAUACUCACAUAAUAUCAUCGGAACUACCCGAGACUCAGUGUUCUGAUCAGCACAUCAAAGCGCCCUCUACUGUGUAUGAAGAAACUCAAUAUCGGCCUGACAACUUCAAUCAGCCUCAACCAAAGGUGAUCCAGCCUGUUCAAAGUUCAAGAAAUCAAGGUGAUAUACGACUUAUGAAAGAAGAAGAACAUUCAUUAGCUCCACCUAGUGGUACUUCUAAAGAAAUAGACUUAAAGUCCUCCAGUGAUGAUUUUAGUUCCAGGGAUGAGGAUGUAAAAUCGGUUGUGGUUCAAGCACAAGGAAGAGAUUCAAAGACUUCAGACGUGUAAAUAUGUAUAGUUCGUUUACGUCUUGAUCUAUUUUUAUAUCGUUCCAAACCAGUUUAAGUUUUGUAAAGAUUAGUUACUGACGUGUAUAUUCUCUUAUGCCGAAUAAGUAUCUCGGUGGGUGACAACAUGAUCGAUAUGAGUAGAGAAAGAAUGAAAAAGUAGAUUAACAUCGACCUCAUUCGGAUGUUGCUGCAUCUUGGUGCUAAGAUCAAGUACAAAUGGUAUUGAGGAUAAGGUCGAAUAGCAAUUGACUUGGUUGACUUUUAGAAAAAAAUAAUUAUCUCAAUAUUCAGACUUACAGGAAGUCAGGAUGUGUUAGUGUGAAUAAUAAUGUAGUCAGGAAAAUCUUAGCAAAGCGAAGAUCAAACUAAGUAAAUGUUUUCAGGUUGUAGGCCAGGAAAACUAAGUAAAUGUUUUCAGGUUGAAGUCCAGGAAAACUAAGUAAAUGUUUUCAGGUUGAAGUCCAGGAAAACUAAUUCUUCAGUCCCAUAGAAUAUUUCAAAUGACAAAGGCUUGGCCAAGAAGCGUCUUCAGAUGAAGGGAAGUAAAUGGUCAGUUAGUGGUGACUGCUAAUGUAAAAAAAAAAUGUUCAGCAGUGCCGGUUGGAAGGUUUAUCAGAGACAACUUAAAAACUGAAUCUCUUCAACGUUCUAGUUUCGCGUAGGUUGAAAAUCAUGCUGUCUUAUUUCAUGUGAAACUUUACUCUACGAAUACGUGUCAGUUCAGCUGACGUACCCCUUUCGGAAACAAAGAGUUAUCUUGUUAUUUUUUUCUCGUGUGCACAAGAAACUUUAAAACCAUAUCCGAAUGUAGCUGUAGUAGUUGAGUUUCUGUUUUGUUUUUGUGUGUGAGUGUGUUUCAUAUUUAUGUUUAUAGAAAAAAACAAGUUAUUUGUACACGCUACGUUCUCAGGGAAACGGAGGAACACACAUUUCGGUUAUAGUAUUUUGGAUCUAAGGAAUUAUGCCUUGUAAUAAUUUGAAUAUCCUCUAAAGAUUUGUUGUUUUUAGUUUAACGAUUUUCUUGACCAGUUCAACUGGAAGAAACAAAGUUCAACUUUUUAAAGAGAUCUCGGAAAAACGUUUUAUUAUAUAAAAGUUCUUUCUCUCUCUCGGUUUAAAGUACCGAUGAUUUAGUGCUGUGCUUUUUUUCCUCAUGGUGAUACUUGAAAAAAAAACAACAACAAACAAACAGAACUGCUUCUUAAAACUACUAUGGAUAACAUACGACGCUGCAGACGACGUUGUCACGGUAACCAUCAGCGAGGAAUAACACCUUAACAAAAAUCUUAUACACAGCAGCAAUUAAGUGUUUUAUAAUUUCAUCAGCCUUUUAACGCUCGUUGUACUGUAACGUUAUUGUCGAUCAAGACAUUAACACCCGUUGCUCCAUUAAUAGGAGAGUACUCUAGCGAAGUUUAGAGAAUUCAAAGAAAACUCUCGACUACAGUAGCCUUCGUUGAUCAAAGACUUCAAAAAAUUUAAAUCUAGAGCAAAACAGCUUCCAAGAUGAUGAAAAGAAAGACGUUCUGGAUAGUUGACUUAGUUUUUCAUAAGAAAAGCUGUGAUUCAUAACAAGUCCACAUUUCUAAUGUAUCUUCUUUUUAGAAAUAGUUUUUUCACUUCUUUCUGCAUCUUUCGAUAAUCUGGCACCAAGUUUUUAAAGACGGUUUGUUACGUCUAGAAUUCCCUAGAAUUAAAUUUUAGAUGCACAUUCCUGUGCAAGCUUGGAUCAAUACAUUUUUGUUUUAUGUUUCAUUUAAAUCGACUACUAUAAAUAAAAAGGUCUUUAUUAAAUGCUCAUAUUUAGCAAAAUUCUCGAGAAUAUUUAGUUGAUGGUUACAAAGGUUCAAAGGGUCCGUUCUAGGAUUUUCUUUUCUGUAAUUUGAGCGAGUAAAUGUAAAGAUUGGAACGAUCUUUCCUGUAAAAAAAAAAGUUGCUAUAAUAAAAUAUGCCUUACCUCUAUGACA
Messenger RNA from Limulus polyphemus (Atlantic horseshoe crab), 5114 nucleotides. RefSeq names its product potassium voltage-gated channel subfamily H member 7-like. Gene Ontology annotation, molecular function: inward rectifier potassium channel activity. Gene Ontology annotation, biological process: membrane repolarization during action potential; potassium ion transmembrane transport. The coding region runs from base 95 to 3145 and encodes 1016 amino acids. The record is from RefSeq and is a predicted model, not a curated record. The transcript has 13 exons. Gene Ontology annotation, cellular component: membrane. Lineage: Eukaryota; Metazoa; Arthropoda; Merostomata; Xiphosura; Limulidae.